This is a messenger RNA of Physella acuta, 742 nucleotides long. RefSeq names its product zinc finger CCHC domain-containing protein 9. Gene Ontology annotation, molecular function: nucleic acid binding; zinc ion binding. Gene Ontology annotation, cellular component: nucleolus. Lineage: Eukaryota; Metazoa; Mollusca; Gastropoda; Physidae. The record is from RefSeq and is a predicted model, not a curated record.
UAGAUCUAGAGUCUACCCAUUCUCAACCGGUAGGCUACUUUCCAGUGUAACACUGUAGGCCUACUAAUAAUAAUUUAUUACACCAGACUGAACUCAGAAUGACUAGAUUUGCAAAACGUGGUUUUGACAACAGAAAAUUAAAUGAAGCAACACCUUGGUCAGAACUAAAAAAAACAAAAAGACAAGGUAAAUCAAAUUUUAAAGACCAGAGACGAGAAGAUAGGCGGUUAAAGAGGCAAGAAGAUCGUAAAGCUGCAAAAGUGUGCUUUAACUGUCGAGGCCCUGGACAUCAGAUGUCAGAGUGUCCAUUUUUAUCAGAAACAAACCAGCAGGGCAUUUGUUUCAAGUGUGGUUCAACUGAACACUCCUCUUCUGUUUGUGCUGCCAAAAUACCCAAAGGUUCUUUUCCAUUUGCACAAUGUUUUGUUUGUGGAGAAAAAGGUCACAUUUCAAAGCAGUGUCCAGACAACCCUAGAGGCUUGUAUCCAAAAGGUGGAUGUUGUAAACAGUGUGGAUCUGUGGAACAUCUGAAAAGAGAUUGUCCAGAAUUUUUACAAAAAAGAGUGAAUACAGAGAUGACAGUUGACACAAUAGAGAUGGGUCAAAGUGCUGAUGACCAACCUUCCUCGUCACAUUCAAAAUCCCACAGUGACACAGGCACCAGUAUAAAGAAAACAGCCAAAGUUGUCAAGUUUUAAGUUUAUAUUUGGUAAAUGGAAUAAAAUUUAAAGUAUUACACUUA